AUGGCUCAUGAGCGAGCACUUUUCUUGAAAUCGGAUGCCGGCUACCACUCAUCCUCUGUUGUUGGAAGCGUCUUUCUCAUCGGUGCUCCCGUUCCUGAGCUUCCCCAUUUCCCAUACAGUGCCCAGAAAACCCAGCAAAGGAGAGUAAGAAAGCCCAAGAACCAACAUCGUAGUUCCAGGUGUACAGAGAGCAACGGGAGAGGAAGAGGCGAUGAACACGCAGUUCCCACAGAACCCCGUAGGGAGGAUGUAAAGUCUCUCUAUUUUGUCACGACUGGCCCAGGCGACUGGAGCUCCAUGGUACCCGCAAAUAACAUCUGCUUCUUUCAAAUUUUGAUGGGUGCAGCACUUGAGGGCCAGCGAGCCCACAAGAGAAGUAUCCGAUCCAGCAUGCGGUAA
This is a messenger RNA of Penicillium verhagenii, 399 nucleotides long. RefSeq lists its product as uncharacterized. The transcript has 2 exons. NCBI's taxonomy places the organism in Eukaryota, Fungi, Ascomycota, Eurotiomycetes, Eurotiales, Aspergillaceae. The record is from RefSeq and is a predicted model, not a curated record. The coding region runs from base 1 to 399 and encodes 132 amino acids.